AUGGGUCGGGGGUGGCACAUUGAAGACGACGGCUACCCGUUCCAUUCGGAACUUCUAUGGCUCGAGGGAUCUAGAAUCUCGGUCGAUGCUUUGACAAACCAGACGCUGGGGCCAGAUUCAGGCAGCUUUCGGUUCGGUUCCGGUGAAGUUUGUCCGCUGCGGGAAGUCAUAGCAAAGAACAAACAACACUAUCUCGCUAAUCUGGAGCUAAAUUCUGGUAUGAAGCCAUUUGCCACUCUUGGGUGGUCGGUCUUUGGUGCCAUUCCAACUUUCUCGAUUUGUCUUAAAUUCAUGGUAGGGAAAAUUCAAUCCGGCACUUCUUAA
Molecule: messenger RNA, 324 nt
Organism: Histoplasma capsulatum G186AR
Lineage: Eukaryota; Fungi; Ascomycota; Eurotiomycetes; Onygenales; Ajellomycetaceae
Exons: 1
Coding region: 1-324 (107 amino acids)
Source: RefSeq, a predicted model, not a curated record